AUGUCUGUCAUCAGGACCAGUCUGCUGCUCGUGUGCGUCCUGCUACACGUCUGUAGCGUAACGUCGGAGUCUGACAGAGAGACGUGUUAUUCCCGACAACAUCGAGGUGUCACUGUGAACAUACGUUUGGCUCUAACCAAGGGAACAGUGAUGAUUCCCCUGGAGAAGCCAUCAGAGAAAGACUGCAUCCUGACCUGCUGCUCAGAAGAUGUGAAGCCAGGUGUGAAAUGUAAUCUGGUGGUGUAUAAACCAGUGGAAGAGUCCGGCGGAGAAAACUGUCAUCUGUUCAACUGUCCAAGCGAGCAGGACUGUCCUCUCAUGGUCGCUGAUGCUGGAGUCAACACCUACAACAUAUUCAGAGGGUUAACUCAUCCAACAACUAAAGUUAAUGGAAGAACCACAGCCAAACCUGCGACUGCUGGAAACACACAACUGAGCACCACAACACCACAAACAACAACCACCACCACCACAACACCACAAACAACCACAACACCGCAAACAACAACCACCACAGCACCUACAACACCACAAACAACUACAACACAACAAACCACAACAUCACCUACAACUACAACACAACAAACAACUACAACACAACAAACCACCACAUCACCUACAACACAACAAACAACAACAACACAACAAACCACCACAUCACCUACAACACAACAAACCACAACUACCGCAACAACCACCAUCACGACAUCAGCAGCAGACACCGAAGAAGAUCCGACAGAGACACAUGUUUUAUUUCUAACCACACAUAUGACGAGCACUACAACCACCACACAACCUACAACAACAACACAAAGCACAAGCACCGUCACUAAAGCACGAGUCCACCAGCGGCCUGCUGUCAAACCCAACAGAAGACCCAACAAACCCAUGAGGGGUCCCGAGUCACGUUCAUUCAAGCCCACCAAAGCCAAAACCCCCACAGCUCAGCCAACAACUACAACUCCCACCACAACCACCACUAUCAUCACCACGACAACAACCAGCACCACCAUCAUGACAUCAUCAUCAUCAGCGGUGUCUCCGGCGAGUGCAGGGACUCCUGUGGUUCUGCUGAACACGGAGUCAAAGCAGCGAGCUGUGGAUGUGUCCUCUGCUCUGGGGAAGAACAGAUUCUCACGCAUGAUGUGGAAGAACAGUCUGGUGGCCGUCGUGGUGAUCACCUUAAUCUUUCUCCUUCUCAUUCUGGCUUUGGUGGCUCGUAAAGCGAUGGAGUCCUUCGACCGGCGUCACUACACCAGACUGGAACUCAAUGACCUUCAUUACGAAGUUUGA
Messenger RNA from Triplophysa dalaica, 1293 nucleotides. RefSeq names its product MANSC domain containing 1 (gene mansc1). NCBI's taxonomy places the organism in Eukaryota, Metazoa, Chordata, Actinopteri, Cypriniformes, Nemacheilidae. The record is from RefSeq and is a predicted model, not a curated record. The transcript is spliced from 3 exons. The coding region runs from base 1 to 1293 and encodes 430 amino acids.